AUGUCUGGGAGUAACACCAAAGAUGCCUUCAUAGUGGCCUCAGGAGGCGCGGCAACCCAUACACACCCAAAAUCGGCAUCAGCCAGGGCCUACGCUUCCGAAACCACACCUCUACUGGCAGUAUCAUCAGAAAACCCAGUCACCCAAGCCGACUCGGAAACACUAGAGAUCAACAGGAUCGGAAAUACAGCUACUACUGCGGAAGAGCAGGAUACCGAAGAUGAAGACAAACCUCUGCCCGUGGGUCAGAUUAUGCUUCUGUGUUAUGCUAGACUUGUUGAGCCGAUUGCAUUCUUUUCCAUCUUCCCAUUCAUCCAGCAGAUGAUUUUGGAGGUUGGAGGUGUUAGAGAAGAGGAUGUCGGAUUCUACAGUGGACUGAUCGAAUCACUUUUCUCUCUUACACAAAUGAUGUUCAUGAUCUCCUGGGGUCGUGUUUCGGAUCGAUACGGUCGCAAGCCCGUUCUUGUGUACUCCGUUGUUGGUGUUUCCAUAAUGACUUGCUUGUUCGGCUUCAGCAAGUCCAUGUGGCAGAUAAUUUUGUUCCGUUGUCUGGCCGGUGUGUUUUCUGGCACCAUCGUUACCGUCAGGACCAUGCUCUCAGAAAACUCGACCUACAAGACUCAAGCACGAGCGUUUAGUUGGUUCGCAUUUUCAGGCAAUAUGGGCAUCUUUCUAGGACCUGUUAUUGGCGGUGCCUUGUCUUCUCCUGCAAGCCAAUAUCCUCGCGUUUUCGGGGGCAUCUGGUUCUUCGAAGAAUAUCCGUAUGCGUUGCCCAACAUCAUAGCCAGCAUGUUUGGCUUCAGUGCGGCUGUUAUAUCAGCCAUCUGUCUCGAAGAAACUCUGGAGUCAGCAAAGGACAACAGCAAACCCGUCGAGCCACCCAUGUCAACCUGGCAACUGGUAAACCAACCCGGAGUCUCUUUUACUCUUUUCCUUUGGUGCUUCGUCUCCCUCCAAGGCCUCGCGAACACUGCUGUCUUCCCGGUCUUCUGGUUCACCAGCAUCUCCAAUGGCGGCUACGGCUUCGCGCCUAUCCAGAUUUCACUUAUCCUAGCCCUUGGAGGCAUCUCACAAGCACUCUGGCUGCUUUUUGUCUUCCCACCGAUGCAAAGACGUUACGGUACCGGAGGCGUUCUACGGUUCAGUGGGUGGCUUUUCCCUUUGGGUUGCAUCUGUAACCCACUGCUCCAGUUUAUGCUCAGGAAUGGCGUUACGACGCCUUUCUGGAUUCUCCUUCCCAUCACCACCAUUGUUGGUACUGGUGCAGCUAUGGCAUUUACUUGCGUACAGCUUUGCGUCAACAAUAUCUCGCCCUCGGCUGCUAGUUUGGGAACGAUGAAUGGACUGGCUUUGAGCAUGGUUGCUGGCAUCCGUGCUGUGGCUCCAGGAUUGUUUGCUAGUCUGUUCGCUACUGGUGUCAAGACGCAGAUCUUGGAUGGAUAUCUGGUUUGGUUGGUUAUGCUUAGUAUGACUUUGAUCUUGGUUGUGACGAUCAGGUUUACGCCUGCGAAGGCUGAGGGGAGGGUUGCUAAGAGUGCUGAUGAGGGUGAUGCUUGA
Aureobasidium vineae is the source of this 1557-nucleotide messenger RNA. NCBI's taxonomy places the organism in Eukaryota, Fungi, Ascomycota, Dothideomycetes, Dothideales, Saccotheciaceae. The record is from the annotation of a GenBank genome assembly.